AUGUGUUCGUCUCAGCAGCAUUACAACUGCUCCUCGUCGUACCUCAGAGUCGACCGUACCACCAAGUCCAUAAAGCAGCCAAUUGACACCAAUCAGCUGGAGACAAGUCAGGAAAUCACGACAUUGAUAUUGACAAUACGGAUGGUGAUAAUCCCUUUAAUGGAGCCAAUGAUAUUCCUGAGGAGCAGCCUGACAGAGAUGCGGUUGGAAGUGACGACACUGAACAGAUCCUGGACAACCUUCGGGAGUGCCAGGAAAUCCUUGAUUUUAUCAAAUCUGCAUCCCUGGGUGAUAGCUAGUGUGGACCAUUCUACGCAUCUGACGGCCCCAAGAGCCCCGGAUAACUCACAGUCUACCAACAAUGCAUCAUCUGCCUUCGACAGCGGCGAUGCUGACACACAACAACGCCCGCCAAUGCCGCAAAUACACCCCCCAUCCCCAUUCCGACCCACUCAGCAGCCAAAAUCUGAAGAGGAACCUGACAUCACAUUGAUCGUGCAAAGAAGUGAUGGGGGACAUGCAUUCCGACAACACAGCUGUUUAUGUCCAGACCCAGAUUCUGGUACCGGUGCCACAGAGAUGCUAACUGCUUCCCCAGAUCGAAGUGUGGUGGUUCUUCAAGGUUACCGAUCUUUAUCAUUUGUGGAGGUCUUCUCUAAGGGUGCUUUUUUUGCCGGCAUGGAAGAUCUGACGAAGCUCAAGAUCAUUACUAGCGAUGUGGGAGGAAAGCUUGGUGUCUUCUCUGCUGCUUUCAGGAAGCUCGGGCAGGUGUUUGAAUGGGGAGAUGGAGCCAAAAUUCUUGGGUCCACACGAAGGUUUAGGGUUCUGGAUUCCUUCGAACGUGGUUUUAGUAGUACUAGCGAUCUUCGCAACUGUCGGAUGCCAGGCCUGUACUAG
Desarmillaria tabescens is the source of this 897-nucleotide messenger RNA. RefSeq lists its product as uncharacterized. The transcript is spliced from 10 exons. The record is from RefSeq and is a predicted model, not a curated record. Bases 1 to 897 code for a protein of 298 amino acids. Lineage: Eukaryota; Fungi; Basidiomycota; Agaricomycetes; Agaricales; Physalacriaceae.